UGUAGCGCACAAACAGCUGAUCUCAAAAAAUGAAACUAAUAACGCAUAUAAAAUAUACAAAUUUUCCAAAAUGACUAAAAAGAUAUUAAUGGUUUGCAUGGGCAAUAUUUGUCGUUCACCCAUAGCCGAGGCCGUAAUGGCUAAAGCAAUCCAGCAAAGUAAUGUGGCUGCUGAAGAUUGGUUUGUUGAUAGUGCGGCGUUGGUGGGCUACCACUCUGGCUCGUUGCCCGAUGAAAGAGCCUUAAGUGUCUUAGAAAGCCAUGGCAUUACAUACAAUAAAGAAGCUCGAGUAAUAAAACAAGAAGAUUUCAAAGAAUUUGAUUACAUAUUUGGCAUGGACUCCGGUAAUGUGGCUGAGCUAAAGAAAAUUUCUCCGUUGGGAACGAAAGCAAAAAUUUUAUUAUUGGGCGAAUUUGGUUUAAACGAAGACGAUAAAAUUAUACACGAUCCUUAUUAUUUCAUUGGCGAAGCACCGUUUGAAAUUGUCUACCAACAAUGCAAAUUGGCUUGUGAGGCUUUUUUGCAAACACUUCAUUAAUACUUGAUAUAUUCGUUAAUUUUUUCAAUAACAACCUUAAUAUGAAAUAUAAUCUUAUUAAUUUUAAAAAACUCAACACUUUUUUCAAUUAAACACAAAAAAUUUACUUUUAAUAAUAAAUAAAAAACC
This is a messenger RNA of Calliphora vicina (urban bluebottle blowfly), 667 nucleotides long. Its product is annotated as low molecular weight phosphotyrosine protein phosphatase 2-like. Gene Ontology annotation, molecular function: non-membrane spanning protein tyrosine phosphatase activity; acid phosphatase activity. The coding region runs from base 71 to 538 and encodes 155 amino acids. Lineage: Eukaryota; Metazoa; Arthropoda; Insecta; Diptera; Calliphoridae. The transcript is spliced from 3 exons. Gene Ontology annotation, biological process: protein dephosphorylation. The record is from RefSeq and is a predicted model, not a curated record. Gene Ontology annotation, cellular component: cytoplasm.